Phaeoacremonium minimum UCRPA7 is the source of this 1206-nucleotide messenger RNA. RefSeq names its product putative secreted aspartic proteinase protein. The transcript has 7 exons. Gene Ontology annotation, molecular function: aspartic-type endopeptidase activity. The coding region runs from base 1 to 1206 and encodes 401 amino acids. NCBI's taxonomy places the organism in Eukaryota, Fungi, Ascomycota, Sordariomycetes, Togniniales, Togniniaceae. Gene Ontology annotation, biological process: proteolysis. The record is from RefSeq and is a predicted model, not a curated record.
AUGGUUUCCAUCGCCGGACAGCAGACCACUGUUGUGUUGGAUUCUGGCUCCUCAGAGCUCUGGGUUGAUCCGGAUUGUUCAACAGCAAGCCGGGCUAGCGGUGGUGAUGGCGAGAAUGAGACAGUGGAUACGCCCACGACGGACCCAGCAUUCUGCAGGGCGGUCGGUCGAUACGACCCUAGCAAGUCCAACUCUGCGCAGAAACUGGAUGCCGGCACGACAUUUCAGUAUGCGGAUUACACCGCUGUCACGGUUAACUACUAUUCGGAUGAUAUAAGCAUUGGAGGCCUCACCAUUCAGGACCAGAUAUUUGGGGUUGCAAAUGCAUCAAACCAGACUGCCCUUGGCAUUAUGGGUAUCGGCCCAUCGUCACUGGAAGGCUUCAACAAAUCAAAGCCCUACUCACUGAUCUUGGAGAGUCUAGCAACACAAGGCCUGAUCAACAGCAGAGCAUUCAGCCUUGAUCUUAGAGAUUAUGACAACUCGACAGGAUCCCUCAUCUUUGGUGGCGUUGACAAGGGAAAGUAUAUCGGAACGUUGGACAAGAUUCCAAUUCAGACUCAACAGAUGACUUUCGGUGGCCAAGAUUACGCAGUUUUUGGUUAUUGGGUAACCGUCACAUCAUUGGGACUUACCCAGCCCGGGUCAAAGUCCUCCAAUGCCUAUACAGUCCCUGAUGGAAGCUUUGUGGCAACGCUGGACAGCGGAACCAGCCAAAUCCUACUACCAGAGGGCCUCGCCUCUCAGAUCUGCUCAGAUGUCAACGGAACCUCAAGUGGAGAUGCUGGCGGCUGCACCGUCGAUUGUAGUGUCCGUGACCUGCCCGGUGGUCUUGAUUUUGGCAUCAAUGGAAAGACAAUCCAGGUAACAUACCAAAAUCUGGUCAGCGCAUUUGAGUACCAAGGUCACACCUACUGCUUCCUCGACGCUUCCACCAGCGGAGUCGACACAACUCCACCAACUUAUAUUCUCGGAUCACCUUUCCUCCGUGACACCUACGCCGUGUUUGACUGGGACAAUCAGAACGUCCAUCUUGCUCAGGCUGCAGACUGUGGUAGUGACAUUGUAGCAAUUGGAAACGGCACAAAUGCGGUGCCUACCGACAAGGGCAAUUGCAAGACAGACUCAGGGUCGAUCCACUCGGCCGUGAUCAACAUUGGUUUCGUGCUUGCUGCCGCGGCUUUCGGGAUAGUGAUGGCUCUGUAG